Molecule: messenger RNA, 969 nt
Organism: Chironomus riparius
Lineage: Eukaryota; Metazoa; Arthropoda; Insecta; Diptera; Chironomidae
Source: the annotation of a GenBank genome assembly
AUGUAUAUUCAUCAAGACAUUAAUGAUGUCCAGCAUCAAUAUUUUCGAAAGCCACAACAUUUGUCAAAAAAAGACGCAAUAAAGCUAUUCUUAUGGAAUCCUAAAAGUCGAGAAAUCUUUGGAAGGACAGGAGUAUCAUGGGCUAAAAUCGGAAUAUUUUACACAGUCUUUUAUGGAGUUUUGGCUGCACUUGUUGCUGUUUGUAUGUGGGUAUUUUUGCAAACACUCGAUCCUCGCAUACCUAAAUGGCAACUUCAUGAGUCCUUGAUCGGCACCAACCCAGGUUUGGGAUUCCGUCCAUUGCCUCCAGAGGAUAAUGUUGAAAGCACAUUGAUCUGGUAUAGAGGAACAAAUAAAGAGAAUUUUGAAGUGUGGACAAACGCUUUAGAUGAAUUUUUGCUACCUUAUAAGACGCCCGGUUCGAUUUCUGGUCGUGGUCAAAACAUUUAUAAUUGCGAUUAUGGACAAGAGCCACCACGUGGACAAGUUUGUGAUGUUGACAUCAAGUCUUGGGCACCAUGCGUUCAAGAGAAUUUUUACAACUAUCACCGAAGUGCGCCUUGCAUAUUCCUUAAGUUGAAUAAGAUUUUUGGAUGGGUCCCACAUUUUUAUAAUGAAUCAACAAGCUUACCUGACAUUAUGCCAAGAGAUUUAAAAGAUUUCAUUAACACAACUGCCAUAAGAGAACCACAUACUUUGAACACAAUUUGGGUUUCAUGUGAAGGUGAAAAUCCAGCCGAUUUAGAGAAUAUUGGACCAAUCAAGUAUUAUCCACGUCGGGGAUUUCCGGGAUUUUAUUAUCCAUAUGAAAACUCUGAAGGUUAUUUGAGUCCUCUCGUAGCUGUUCAUUUUGAACGUCCAGUUCGUGGAAUCAUCAUCAAUGUUGAAUGUAAAGCAUGGGCGAAGAAUAUCAAGCACGACAGAGCUGAUAGAAUAGGAUCUGUUCAUUUUGAAUUAAUGAUUGAUUAA